AACUCUCCUUAGAGAACCGCCAACACGGGACGAUGCAGGCCCACGAGUUGUUCGGGUAUUUUCGAAUGCCGGAGCUCGUUGACUUCCGACAGUACAUCCGCACGCUCCCCACCAACACGCUUAUGGGCUUUGGGGCGUUCGCGGCACUCACCACGUUUUGGUACGCCACGAGACCCAAGGCCCUGAAGCCGCCAUGCGACCUCUCCAUGCAGUCGGUGGAAGUGGCGGGUAGUGACGGCGCUCGGAGAUCCCCGCUACUUAACAGUGAUGAACCCUUGGUUUAUUUCUAUGACGAUGUCAGAACAUUAUAUGAAGGCUUCCAGAGGGGCAUACAGGUGUCAAAUAAUGGACCUUGUUUAGGCUUUCGGAAACCAGACCAGCCCUAUGAGUGGCUUUCAUACAAAGAGGUUGCAGAAAUGUCUGAAUGUGUGGGCUCGGCGCUGAUCCACAAGGGCUUCAAGGCCUCCCCGGACCAGUACGUUGGCAUCUUUGCUCAAAACAGACCUGAGUGGGUGAUUAUCGAGCAGGGAUGCUUUGCUUUUUCCAUGGUGAUCGUUCCACUCUACGACACCCUCGGAGCUGAUGCGAUCACAUACAUAAUCAACAAAGCUGAGCUCUCCCUGAUUUUUGUUGACAAGGCAGAGAAGGCCAAACUCUUACUGGAUGGUGUAGAGAAUAAGUCAAUACCAGGCCUUAAAUUCAUCGUUGUCAUGGACUGCUUCAGCAGUGAUCUGACGGAACGAGGCAAGAAGAGCGGGGUGGAAAUCAUCAGCAUGCAGGCAUUGCAGAACCUGGGGAAAGCCAACAGAAGGAAGCCCAAGCCUCCAGCACCUGAAGAUCUCGCAGUAAUUUGUUUCACAAGUGGGACUACAGGCAACCCCAAAGGAGCCCUGAUCACCCACCGAAAUAUAGUGAGCGAUUGCUCAGCUUUUGUGAAAAUGACAGAGAACAUAGUCAAUCCUUGCCCAGACGAUACUUUGAUUUCUUUCUUGCCCCUGGCCCAUAUGUUUGAAAAAGUGGUUGAGUGUGUCAUGCUGUGUCACGGAGCUAAAAUAGGAUUUUUCCAAGGAGAUAUCAGAUUGCUGAUGGAUGACCUUAAGGCACUUCAACCCACUAUCUUCCCAGUGGUUCCCAGGCUGCUGAACCGGAUGUUUGACCGAAUUUUUGGACAAGCGAACACUGCGGUAAAGCGCUGGCUGUUGGACUUUGCUUACAAGCGAAAAGAAGCAGAGCUUCGCAGUGGCGUCAUUAGAAACAACAGCCUGUGGGAUAAGCUCAUCUUCCACAAGAUACAGUCGAGCCUGGGAGGGAAGGUCAGGCUGAUGGUCACGGGAGCUGCACCAGUGUCCGCCACCGUGCUGACGUUUCUGAGAGCAGCGCUUGGCUGUCAGUUUUAUGAAGGCUACGGUCAGACAGAGUGCACUGCCGGCUGCUGCCUGAGUAUGCCUGGAGACUGGACAGCAGGCCAUGUCGGCGCCCCAAUGCCUUGCAAUCAUGUAAAACUCGUGGAUGUGGAAGAAAUGAAUUACAUGGCUUCCAAGGGUGAGGGUGAGGUGUGUGUGAAAGGGCCAAAUGUAUUUCAGGGCUACUUGAAGGACCCAGCACAAACAGCAGACGCUUUAGAUAAAGACGGCUGGUUGCACACAGGGGACAUUGGGAAAUGGUUACCGAAUGGCACCUUGAAGAUUAUCGACAGGAAAAAACACAUAUUUAAACUGGCACAAGGAGAAUACAUCGCACCUGAAAAAAUUGAAAACAUCUACGUGCGAAGUGAACCUGUUGCUCAGGUGUUUGUCCAUGGAGAGAGCUUGCAGUCAUUUCUCAUAGCAAUUGUGGUACCAGAUGUUGAAACCUUAGUCCACUGGGCCCAAAAGAAAGGCUUUCAAGGAUCCUUUGAAGAACUGUGCAGAAGUAAGGAUGUCAAAAAGGCUAUCCUAGAUGACAUGGUGAGGCUUGGGAAGGAUUCCGGUCUGAAACCAUUUGAACAGGUCAAAGGCAUUGCCCUACACUUGGAAUUGUUUUCUGUUGACAAUGGCCUCCUGACUCCAACAAUGAAGGCUAAAAGACCUGAGCUACGGAAUUAUUUCCGGCCCCAGAUAGAGGAACUCUAUUCCACCAUCAAGGUCUAAUGUGAAGAAGGGAGCCUGGGAAACAGAAGUAAAAGCAAACCGCACACCUCCACAGUCUGUUCUCCUGAUGACCUCCGGUUGGUAAUUUGGACUGCAGCACGCACAGGGAAGGAAACCUUCGUGUCUGACUUAUCCCCUCGGGGUUCUUGUCACAGAACUAGCCGAGGAAAUGGAACACUGCCUUACUGUCACCUCGUGUUGCAGACCGUGUCUAUAGUGAUAAACAAUUCCCAAAACGAGCCUUAAAAAUUGUAAAGCGGAAACUAUAAAUGUGCUAAGUUAUUUGAGACUUCCUCGAGUUUAAAAAGUGGGUGUUAAAACUUCUGUUUCUCUGUUUUUCUAACCACGGGGGUUAGGACUUUGCUAUUUCCGAGAUGUCUGCCACGUGCUGCAGAUUCCGCAGCGCUGCGCUACGGGUACAGCGCACUGAGCGCAGUUGUCCAGACUGGAGAAAGUCCAAGUGGACCAGAGAUUUCCUUCCUUCCUUCAGUCCCACUCCCCAUCCUUCCUCAUCUCACACGCACUCACACAGCCCCUCUGAUUCAAGGUGGGGAAGCUCACGCCCCUCUCUGUGGCCCCUCUUGUUCAGAAGGACAGAGCCAACUGCUGUGUCUCCGAGGGACGCUCACGGGGUGAAUGGACUGUCACCCAUGCUGCACCCAGUCUCCCAGACUCUGCUUUCCGGACUUGGCUCCCUCCCCCCAGGGGGUACUGAAAAAUCUGCCUUAGACUCCACAGUGAAGACCGAGGUGAGGGCCUGAGUAAACUGUGUUCAACCGUGACCCCUGAGUUCCUGUCCACCUACUCUUCACUGCAGCAGUCACUGUUUGUAAUGGCCAACAGGUGUUUCAUGUGGUUUUCAUAUUAAAAAGAGACGACUGUGUGUGCUGUGCUUAACUCGCUUUUGUCCCCCUCCCCGCUCCCCACCGGAAUAAACUCUCAGGCAAAGUCUGUCUUUGGAAAAAUAUUAAGGGAGGAGAUUGUCUUGGGUCCUUGUUGAAAUGGGCAGCGAUAAGCAAAUGUUCUUCUAUCACAGUGCUACAUGAUUUCUAUGAAAUAUAUCUGAAAAGCCAAACUUCUAGAAUGUAGAUAUCUGGAAAAGAAAAAAAAUUAUUUCCUGGGUUUCACUUCUCAAGGGAAUUUUUUUUUUUUUGAGGUCAUUUGGGUAAAUUAGCAGCAUUUCAUUUUACUGCCAGCCUUUGCCACAUUUGACUGAAUGAAGUUAUCAUUUAUACAUUGGAAGCAGUUGUUUUUUGGGUAUGUGAGAGUCCGUGUGUUAAUCAAGCACAACAGGGUUUGCAUAAAGAACUGUCACUGUAAUAACACUAUUUGGUAGCCUACCAUCAUCUGUGUAUUCUGACUUGCACAAAAAGUCAAUAAUUUGUCACCUUGGGGUUUUGAAUGUUUGCUUUAAGUGUUGGCUCUUUCUAUGUUUUAUAAACCAAAACAGAAUUUCCAAAAACAAUGAAGGAAACCAAAAUAAAUAUUUCUGCAUUUCAA
Messenger RNA from Echinops telfairi (small Madagascar hedgehog), 3629 nucleotides. It is a transcript of the gene ACSL1, whose product is annotated as acyl-CoA synthetase long chain family member 1. The transcript has 20 exons. Lineage: Eukaryota; Metazoa; Chordata; Mammalia; Afrosoricida; Tenrecidae. Gene Ontology annotation, biological process: very long-chain fatty acid metabolic process; long-chain fatty acid metabolic process; long-chain fatty-acyl-CoA biosynthetic process. The record is from RefSeq and is a predicted model, not a curated record. Gene Ontology annotation, cellular component: membrane; endoplasmic reticulum. Gene Ontology annotation, molecular function: arachidonate-CoA ligase activity. Bases 33 to 2129 code for a protein of 698 amino acids.